Messenger RNA from Papaver somniferum (opium poppy), 1522 nucleotides. RefSeq names its product serine acetyltransferase 2-like. Lineage: Eukaryota; Viridiplantae; Streptophyta; Magnoliopsida; Ranunculales; Papaveraceae. Gene Ontology annotation, molecular function: L-serine O-acetyltransferase activity. The transcript is spliced from 10 exons. The record is from RefSeq and is a predicted model, not a curated record. Gene Ontology annotation, cellular component: cytosol; cytoplasm. The coding region runs from base 218 to 1279 and encodes 353 amino acids.
AACCCGGUCAUCUUACUGUAUUGAAACAGUAUAAAUUGCAGAGAGUCAUAGACAACCAUAGGUUUGAACUUCCACACAGCCCUCUCCCUAAACAACCAAUUAUCUCUUCUUCUUCUGAUAAUGUUGUCAAAGGAUAAGUAAAUGAAUUUCUAGGGUUUUGAUUUUGAUUUUUUCAAUUCUAUAUCUUGUUGGGGUUUUGAUUGAUUUCCUGGAGUGAAUGGCUUGUUUAAGAGAGGAAAGAAGUGGUUGUUUAUCUGAGAGUGUUGUUGUUGUUGAUAAAGAAGAGAUAAAAGAAGAGAAAGAGAAGAUGAUGAUAAAAACAAGGCCUAUAGUUCAUUCUGCUUCAAAAUAUAGGGAAUAUCGAUUAGAGAAAGUUUUUCCUGUUUAUGCUAUGGGAAAUUUGAAGUUAGAUGAUACUAAUUUCUUGACUGAGAAUAUUACUGUAACUGAUCCUAUUUGGGAUGCUGUCAAAUCAGAGGCAAAGAUUGAGGCAGACAAGGAGCCAAUUUUAAGUAGUUUUCUGUAUGCAAGUGUUUUAUCUCACGAUUGUUUGGAGAAAGCUUUGGGGUUUGUUCUGGCUAAUCGACUACAGGAUAACAUACUCUUAGCAACGCAAUUGUUGGACAUAUUUUACGAUGUUAUGUUGCAUGAUAGAGGUAUUCAACGCUCAAUUCGCCAAGAUGUGCAGGCUUUCAAAGAUAGGGAUCCGUCGUGUAUGUCGUAUUGCUGGGUCUUGUUAUAUCUAAAAGGUUACCAUUCUUUACAGUCAUACCGAGUAGCUCAUGCUUUAUGGAACAAGGGACGUAAAAUUUUGGCCUUAGCUUUACAAAGCCGAAUAAGUGAGGUUUUUGGAGUUGACAUACACCCAGCUGCAAAAAUAGGGAAUGGCGUAUUAUUGGAUCAUGCGACUGGUGUAGUUAUUGGUGAAACAGCUGUUGUAGGAAAUAGAGUUUCAUUGAUGCAGGGUGUAACAUUAGGUGGAACAGGGAAAGAAAUUGGGGAUCGUCAUCCAAAAAUAGGCCAAGGUGCACUAAUUGGAGCUAGUGCAACUAUACUUGGUAAUAUUAAAAUAGGUGAAGGUGCUAUGAUAGCUGCUGGUUCGCUUGUGCUAAAGGAUAUUCCAGCACAUAGCAUGGUUGCAGGAAUACCUGCACAGGUGGUUGGAUAUGUAGAAGAACAAGACCCAUCUUUGACUAUGAAGCACGAUGCUACGAAAGAAUUUUUCCAGCAUGUAGCUGCUGCAAAUUCAGUUGAUGGAAGGUCUAGUUGUGGUGGUUAGUUCUCUGCAAUUCGAAAUGGGGAGAAAGAACAGUAUGACGAGGCCAGAUCGAAGAUAACUAGUAUAUUAUACGUGUCUCCCUUCAAAAGUGAGAUCAUUGCGCGGUGUAUUUGAAGCUAGAACUCAACAAUAAGUUAGCAAACAGAUUGCAUGUUGUCUGUGAUCCUUUUUCUAUGUGACUAGAUGUAAAACCAUGAUCCAGUUAUAAUAAUCCAAUCCGAAGUUUCUUUCAGUUUCUCUGUU